UUCUUGUUCAUUUGUGAUCACAUCGACCCUUACCGUCAUGACGAGCAACGCGAUUCACGACUACGCCAUCGGGCAUCGAUAUCUCCAUUCAAAGACUCGAUAUCCCUUAACCUUGAGAUACAUCGGACCACUACCUCCACCUGUUGGUCCUGCCGAGGUACACUUCUCGACCGGCUCAUCUGGCUCGACCGAUACACUCUGGCUUGGCGUGGAAUACGAUGAUCCGGCUCAUGGUAAAGGCCAUUCGGGGACUUACAAGGGUAUUCAAGUCUUCAAAUGUCGUUCAGACGGAUCAGGAGCCUUUAUCAAGCUGAGCUCCGGGGUUCUGAUACGUGGCCAGACUUUGGUUCAAGCGUUCGAGGAGCGAUACGGUGGAAUCGCGAUUGAUUCCCACGAGGCUGAGAGCUAUGAGACGCCGGAGAGAUCUAUCAAACUUGGUACUUCGGGUAUCACGGUCGAAGCUCCUGGAAUGCAACAUGUCAAGAGGAAAUUCGGCCAGCUAGAGAAAUUGAAAGAGGUCGGACUGGAGGGCGAGUGGACAGACACUUUAGGCGGUACAGAGCAGCAGAGAAGGACGAUGAAGGAGAGGCUAAAAGGUGUACGUUUGUUGAAUCUCGGAUCAAAUUUGUUGUGUUCGUGGGAUCAAGUCGGCGAGAUCAUAUCUGUGUUCACGGGUCUAUCUACGUUGAUUCUCAAUCAUUCUCGGAUAUCAAGCGGCGAGAUUGACACCGUCACAAGCUCCGACAUCUUAGGCGAGUUGUACCUCGGCGACGCAGGUAUAUCAUGGCAUGAGGCAUGCGAUAUUGCUCGGCUGUUCCCCCAUCUAUCAGCCCUUCACCUCAACGACAAUCCGCUCAUCUCCACGCUCGAUAGAUGCCUCAACGCCCGGAUCAAGUCGCUGAGCCUGGCAGGGUGUCCACUAACCAACUGGGAAGAGAUCCAUCGGGCUUUGAGCGGUUCCUUAUCACUCGAAUCGCUUGACCUGUCCAGAGUGCCUAUCUCCAGUAUCCCGCCUUCCCCGCACCCCACAGGCUUUGCAUCGCUCAAUACGUUGCUUCUGUCCGAGACAAGCCUCUGUGAUUGGACGGAUAUCGACCACCUCGCGGUUCGUCUUCCUCAGCUCACAACUCUGCGCAUCUCAUCCGCCCAGUCAACUGAGCAAGAAGUGUGGGAGGACAGUCCAGCACAGCCGCCUCUGUCGAGUCAAUUGUCCGGGAAUGACCUCCAGGAUCGACCUUUCCUCAUUGCCAAGAUUGAGUCCUUGUCCGUCCUCAACGGUAGUCAGAUCACAUCGGACGAAAGGCGAGAUGCCGAGAUGCACUAUGUCAAGCAGGUCACAGCGUUGAUUGUCGAUCAUCCGGAACAAGCUGUUUCCUGGGGUCGUUACUCUGCCCUGAGAGCCAAGCAUGGUAUGCAGGACGUCCACGAGUUGGUACCUAAAGCACGAAUCAACGACCUCAGAUCCAAGAUGAUUGCUCUGACAAUCGUGCAUGCCAAACGAGAUCCUUUCACUAUCUCUGUCCUUCCCUCCUCUUCCACAGUCUCUCUCAAACGGAAGAUUGCGAAACGAAUGGACCGAGAUGCAAACAGUCUUCAUCUAUGGACACUUGCACCUCCAGUCGAGGAUGAUCCGUUGAACACGCUAGUCAAAGGUCAAGAGGUCCACGAUGGUCGGAGUGUAGAAUGGUGGUUCAGUCAUGAUGACAGGGUACUGUGGACUGGCGGUGGUGUCCAUCGGACGGUGAGGUCGUAGAGCGGACAGAUCUGAUCGUCAUAUAUAUUUAUUUAUUAUUGAAACGGGACCGUCCCGUGUCCAUUCCGGUCCAUAAUCUAUCACUUCAUCGCAUUUGCCCGAGCCCCUGCUGCUACCAUUCACACGUCGUAAUGCACUCGUCCAAACAAUCGCUGAAACUAUUAGAGUGUGGCCAAGGGCUCUGAGUGCUUCCCGUGCCAAAUUGAGGUUCUCCCUUCUGCCUCCUCUGCCUCGACGCGACCAACACUUUUUGGGAACACGGGAAGCGAUUUAUGAUUUUUUUGGGAAAAAAACAACAACACACAACACGGAAGCGCGAGGAGGAUGAAGGAUGAAGGAGGGAGGGUGGGUGAGACACUGGUUAAGAUUCAUUUUCGACCCCAAACCACCUUCCCGUCU
This is a messenger RNA of Kockovaella imperatae, 2152 nucleotides long. RefSeq lists its product as hypothetical. Gene Ontology annotation, molecular function: protein binding. The transcript is spliced from 7 exons. The record is from RefSeq and is a predicted model, not a curated record. Bases 38 to 1753 code for a protein of 571 amino acids. NCBI's taxonomy places the organism in Eukaryota, Fungi, Basidiomycota, Tremellomycetes, Tremellales, Cuniculitremaceae.